Molecule: messenger RNA, 2856 nt
Organism: Populus trichocarpa (black cottonwood)
Lineage: Eukaryota; Viridiplantae; Streptophyta; Magnoliopsida; Malpighiales; Salicaceae
Exons: 3
Coding region: 484-2802 (772 amino acids)
Source: RefSeq, a predicted model, not a curated record
ACUAACAAGCUAAAAUCCAAACAAACUACAUCCUCUGGGCUGAGUCCUUUCCUCUGUUUCGAUGUAAACUUUGGGCGUAUAAGUAGGAAAAGAACAUGUAAAUUUCUGUAGUUUCGAUGUAUUCAUGAUGUCUCUAUCUUGAUUUUGGACAACAUAGUAAGAGAAAUGCAAGCUAGAAUGCCAACUGUUGUCUGGCAAUCGGCAUUACCAAUGCCCUUGCUACUUCUACGACCUUUUGUUCUGUUCUUAACUUCUUAUUCUUGUUUUUUCGAGGUGUAUUCUUUCUUCCAAAUCAACCUAAAAGCCAACUUGCAUUUCCUCUUCUUCCUUUUCUCCUCCUCUUGUGAAAUUUUAGAAUAAAAAAAUAAUAAUUGAAACAUAGUGAGGAAAGGGCCUUAUCUAUAGAAAUGGAUUGCGGUGUUUCAGUCAGCAAAUCACCAAACUCAUCAACGAAAAUCGAUACAGACAAGGUUUCCACUUUCCAUGCCAUCUUCAAAGGAAAGUCCUGCGGAUGCAGAUAAUCGUACCAAUAGCUGGCUGGAUUCCAACCAGUCUUUCAUGGUGCCACCAGUGGUAAACUCGAAAGACAUCAGCGUUUCAGUCAAGGAAACACUAAAUUCAUCUAUGACUAUGAGCAACGAAACACACAACAUUUCUUUUCCAUCUUUUUCUGAGGAAAUUCCUGUCAUUGCAGGUAAUACAAUUUCCAAAAGCAGUUUGGAUUCUGAUCAGUCUACCACAGCUAUGCCUGUGACAAAUUCACAGUACACUGGUGUUUCAGUCAAUGAAACAUUGAAUUCAGCUAUGACAAAUGAAAUAGACAACGUUUCUAUGCUAUCUUUUUCUCAGGAAACUCCUGCCAAAUCAGAUAAGCCUGCCAUAAACAGCUUGGAUCCUGAUCUGUCUUCCAUGGAUCCGCUAGUGACCAAUUCCCAAAACACCGAUUCAAUUAAUGAAACACUGAAUUCAUCUUCAAGUGUUGAAAAGGACAAGGUUUGUAUGCUGUCUCCGUCUAGGGGAAGUCCUGUCAUUACAGAUAAUCCCAUCGACAAAAACAGUUCGGAGUCUGAUCAGUCUUUGUUGGCACCACCUUCAGCAGAUUCCCAAUACAUCAUUUUUUCCGUCAAGGAAGCGUGGAAUUCAGCCAUGACUGAUGGAACGGCCAGAGCAUCUAUGCCUUCUUCUUCUGAUGAAAGUCUGGUCAUUACAGAUGAUCAAUUGAUUGAAAAGAGCUUGGAUUCUGAUCUGUCUUCCAUGGAGCCGCUAGUGACCAAUUCUCAGGUCACCAGUGUUUCAAUCAAAGAAACUAGGGGUUCAACUUCGAGUAAUGAAAAGGACAAGGUUUGUAUGCCAUCUUCUUCGGGAAGUCCUGUCAGUACAGAUAAUCCUAUCGACGAGAAUAGUUCAGGGUCUGAUCAGUCUAUGUUAGCAUCACCUUCAACAAAUUCCCAAUACAUCAUUUUUUCAGUUGAUGAAUCGCAGAAUUCAGCCAUGGGUGAUGGAAUGGCCAAGGUGUCUAUGCCGUCUUCUUUUGAGGCAAGUUUGGUCAUUGCAGAUGAUCGUUUGGUUGAAAACAGCUUGGAUUCUGAUCAGACGUCUACGGAGCCGCUAGUGACAAAUUCUCAAGUCACCAGUGUUCCAAUCAAUGAAACACCGAGUGCAGCUUCAAGUAAUGAAAAGGAAAAGGUUUGUAUGCCAUCUUCUUCAGGAGGUCCUGUCGAUACAGAUAAUCCUAUCACCGAGAACAGUUCAGAGUCUGAUCAGUCUUUGUUAGCACCACCACCUUCAACAAAUUCCCAAGACAUCAGUGUUUCGGUCAAUGAAACACCAAAUUCAGCCAUGAGUAAUGGAACAACCAAACUAUCCAUGCCAUCUUCUGAGGAAAGUCUAGUCACUGCAGAUGAUCGAUUGGUUGAAAACAGCUUGGAUUCUGAUCAGUUUUUCAUGGUGCUUCCCGAGAGGAAGUCCCAAGACAUCGGUAUUUCAGUCAGCGAAACAUCAAACUCAUCAAGUAAUGAAACAGACAAGGUUUCUAAUCCAUCUUAUUCCACGGAAAGUCCUGUCGUUGCAGAUAAUCCAAUUGGAAAAAACAGUUUGGAUUCUGAUCAGUCUUUAACUGCACCACCGGUGACAAAAUCCCAAGAUACAGUUAGGGAAGAGAACUUCUAUGAUUGUCAAGCCUGGCUAGGAUCAGACUCUGAUGAUGAUUUCUUCAGUGUCAGAAACGACUAUAGCAAUGCUUCGAGCCGCCAAAGCAGCAUGAAGGGGUCACCCCAACCUGACGAAAUAAGCGAUUCCAAACGGGAGCCAAAUCCAACAAAGGGAGGGAAGAAACUUGUUGAUCUCAUCUAUGAUCGUAAUAGCAUGCCAGCUGCCAUCCAGGAACAGAGGGAGUCCAAACAAGAAGCUUCUCCAAAAGAUGAAAACAAGAGACUUUCUGAGCUCUUACAAGAUCCAUCGUGGAGUGACCACGCCAGUGAUCAAAAAAGCAGCACACCUGUCUUGAAGAAGACAAAACUUGUUGAGUUCUUUCAGGAUAGCCACUGGAGUCAAGAAAUUGCAUCCACUCGUGCAACACGUUUUCCUAGUACUAAAGGUGAUGGCAAACUGAGGGCAGACGUGGAGGCCAAGCAUUUAUCUCCAAGGGAUGGAACUUCAACUGUGACUACUCCCCGCAGUAGAGCUAGAUACGUUGGUGGCAAUCUUAAGCGGGAAAAUACAGCGAGAGCUACUUACUGCUGCUUUCCAAGUUGGAGCCCAAUCCGUGGCUCCCAAGGAGAAGAAAAGGCAAACCCCUCCUAGAGGUCAAAGAUACCACCUCUAGGUUCAGCUCAGUUUGCCUGACGGGAAAAUUUG